This is a messenger RNA of Rhipicephalus microplus (southern cattle tick), 611 nucleotides long. RefSeq lists its product as uncharacterized. The record is from RefSeq and is a predicted model, not a curated record. NCBI's taxonomy places the organism in Eukaryota, Metazoa, Arthropoda, Arachnida, Ixodida, Ixodidae.
AGACAGCCACCUCAGAAGACAUGUACCCGGAUGCCGAGUACUGUGACUACGUCUUCUAUACCAACGUGAUCACAUCAAACGGCCACAUUCAAGCGGAAAAGGACCCCGUCAGUUGGAAUGUCUUCCAGAGGAGGGGCCCAAAGUACAGGCGUGUGCAGCUGGGAAUUUCGUUCGAUUUUCAAAAUGUAACUCCAAAUGGUUUGGACGAUGCCUCCAGCGACCUCGAUGCACUACGUAGGGAAGGCAUGCGGCACUAUGGACUCCUCACUGUGCUUUCGUUUCAAACGAACUUCCGGGAAACCGUUUGGAGCACGAAGGACGUACUUGAGAAAAUGAAAGAGAUACAGCGCGAGGAGACAUCGAAGAUUGUCCUCGCUAUUGGCUCCUAUGAUUUCGGUGCGAAACUGAUAAUCUGCACCGUAAGCGAGACAGCCACCUCAGAAGACAUGUACCCGGAUGCCGAGUACUGUGACUACGUCUUCUAUACCAACGUGAUCACAUCAAACGGCCACAUUCAAGCGGAAAAGGACCCCGUCAGUUGGAAUGUCUUCCAGAGGAGGGGCCCAAAGUACAGGCGUGUGCAGCUGGGAAUUUCGUUCGAUUUUCAGUAA